AUGCCUGUAGGGUCCGCAGCGAAACCCUCCAAGUUUACACCACCAUCCAAGGAGUAUCGUUUGCCACGUGUCACGCCACCACCAGUCAAGCCGCCGCCAAAACGAAUGACAUUAGUACCCACGGCAGAGGGUGUCUUCCUCCGCUCCAACAUGUUUCCCCCCAACAUGUUUCCCCCCAACCUGUUUCCCCCCAACAUGUUUCCCCCCAACCUGUUUCCCCCCAACAUGUUUCCCCCCAACCUGUUUUCCCCCAACCUGUUUCCCCCCAACCUGUUUUCCCCCAACCUGUUUCCCCCCAACCUGUUUCCCCCCAACCUGUUUCCCCCCAACCUGUUUCCCCCCAACCUGUUUCCCCCCAACCUGUUUCCCCCCAACCUGUUUCCCCCCAACCUGUUUCCCCCCAACCUGUUUCCCCCCAACCUGUUUCCCCCCAACCAGUUUCCCCCCAACCUGUUUCCUCCCAACCUGUUUCCCCCAAACCUGCUUCCUCCCUCCCCGAUCAGCAAAAUGGCGACCAAGGGCCAUCCGAACCAGAUCAACGAGAUGGCGACAAAGAGCCAUCCGAACCUGGUGAGGCUGCUGGGGUACUGCUUUGACAUGAGCUACGAGGCGGAGCGCAUGGAGCAGAUUGUCGUCUAUGAGUUCAUGGCCAAUGGCGACCUCGACCGCUGGAUCGGACCCGACGCACCCCACCAGCUCACAAUGCAGCAGCGGCUGGGCAUCCUGACGGGCAUGGCGCGGGGGCUGGAGUAUCUGCACAGCUUCAGCAUCGUGCAUCGCGACAUCAAGCCCGCCAACGUGCUGCUGGACGCGCGCAUGCACGCCAAGCUCGCUGACUUUGGGCUGGUGCGACUUGGGGAAGGUACAUCUGUGGCCGCUACCCGAGUCAUGGGCACGCCGGGCUAUGUGGACCCCGCUUACUACCGCUCCCACAAGGCCACUCCCAAGGCCGACGUGCACAGCUUCGGUGUGGUGAUGCUGGCAGUGAUCACGGCUCGCAAGGCCAUCUACAACCAAGUCAACCUCAAGCAGUGGGUAGCAUCCCUGGUGGCAGCAGGGGACGUGGCGGCACUAAAGGACCCGCACCUGCAAGUACCGGACGACCUGGUGCUGCGCAUGGCACGCCUGGCGCUCACCUGCACCGCCAUGCCCACGGCGUCCCGCCCGGGCAUGAGCCGUGUGCUGGCAGAGCUGCUGCUGCUCAAGGAGGAGUUCUUCGGGGAGGACGAGGACCGCAUGGCUGCCCGCAUCGACCACGAGAUUGAGAGCUCCGAGCAGGUCGACUUCAGCUUGGAGCUGGCUCGUAUUGAGGGCAUUCAGCAUGUGAGUUAG
Molecule: messenger RNA, 1332 nt
Organism: Closterium sp. Naga37s-1
Lineage: Eukaryota; Viridiplantae; Streptophyta; Zygnematophyceae; Desmidiales; Closteriaceae
Source: the annotation of a GenBank genome assembly